AUGUCUGAUGAAGUUUUUAGCACCACUUUGGCAUAUACAAAGAGUCCAAAAGCUGCCAAAAGAACUACUUUUCAGGAUGAACUGAUAAAAGCAAUUACAGCUCGCUCAGUCCGACAGCGGAGCUCUGAAUACUCAGAUGACUUUGAUAGUGAUGAGAUUGUUUCCUUAGGUGAGUUCUCUGAUACUUCAGUAGAUGAAAAUUCAGUUAAGAAAAAAAUGAAUGAUUUUCACAUAUCAGAUGAUGAAGACAAGAAUUCUCCAAGACUAUCUUUUUUGAAAACUAAAAAAGCAAGCAGUGACAUACUCAAAGGUGAACCAGUAUCUUUCAUCAAAAGCAAUGAGGAAGUAGCACCAGAUGGAUGUGAAGACAUUGUUAUAAAUUCCUUCUCUGGGCCUCAAAGUAAAGACGACGAAAUUGAAAAAGAGACCAUGAAAAUGAAACCGAAACCCAGAAUUCUUGCAUUCAAAAACAUAUCUUCAGCUGAAUAUAACAACGUUGAAACAGAUACUCACUUUAAGCCUUCACCUCGGCCAAGGAACAUGUUAAAAAGGAACAUCCUCAGGGAAGAGAAAGAAAAGCUGGAAGAUAAAGAAAUUGUCUUUGGUGAAGAAUUAGACUCAUGUUCUGCAGCUUGUUCCCUCCCAACACUGAAUGGUAGACUAUUAGAAGCUGAAGACCUUGCUUCUGAGGCUUCAUCAUUAAUAAGUCCAUCAUCCUCAACCCUUAAUGAAAAUCUUGGGGAUAAGUUUUCACCAGGACCUGGGGGAGAAGCAUGCAUUACAGAUCAGAGAGGAAAAUUUACUGAAAACCAUAAUCCUUUGAAAUCAAAAGAAAGUGAAGCACAUUCAUUUUUGAAUGACUUUGUUCCUACUGCAUUUGAGAAACCCAAGCAAAGUGAAGUGACUGUUGAUGUCCUAGAAGGAGCAAAGGAAAAAUCUGAAAUGAUUAUGGAUGAUGACAUAAAAGUUGAUCCACUGCUGGCUAAAUCUCAAAGCGUCUUGAUAUCCAGCAAUGCAACAGAAUCUGCAAAGGAAACAACUGAAGAUAGAAAUAUGAAGAAUAAAAAUUCAACAAAUCAUAGAGCAUCUAGUGCAUGUGGCAGAUUAAUGACCUCUACAUUUUUAAAGAAACCUAGUUCUUUAAGGAAGACUUACUCGACAACUACCUCUUCUCACUAUUUAGGAACUUUGAAAUUCUUGGACCAAAAGCCCUCACAGAAACAGAAAAUACAGCCCGACAAAGCUGAUGACAUACGGGCAGCUAUUUACCAGGACUGGUUAGAAAAGAAAAAUGUGCAUUUACAUGAAAUGCACAGAAUUAAACGGAUUGAAAGUGAAAACUUAAGAAUCCAAAAUGAGCAGAAAAGAGCUGCUAAGAGAGAAGAAGCAUUAGCGUCAUUCGAGGCUUGGAAAGCGAUGAAAGAAAAGGAAGCAAAGAAAAUGGCUGCCAAAAAGCGGCUUGAGGAGAAAAACAAGAAGAAAACUGAGGAGGACAAUGCUGUGCGGAAAGGAGAAGCACUACAAGCUUUUGAGAAAUGGAAAGAAAAAAAGAUGGAGUACCUGAAAGAGAAAAGUAAAAAGGAGAAAGAGCAUGAAAGAGCAAAGAAGCAGAAAGAAGAAGAAACUGUUGCUGAGAAAAGGAAAGAUAAUAUAACUGCAGUGGAAAAAUGGAAUGAAAAAAAGGAAGCAUUUUUCAAGCAAAAGGAAAAAGAGAAAAUCAAUGAGAAGAAAAAGGAAGAACUGAAAAGAGUUGAGAAAAAAGAUAAAGAUAAACAAGCUCUUGGUGAAUAUGAAAGAUGGCUGGAAAAGAAAGAAAGACAGGAAAGAAUUGAAAGAAAACAAAAGAAACGGCAUUCUUUUCUGGAAAAUGAGGCACUUCCACCCUGGAGCCCUUCAAGUAGAACUGUGUUCUCCAAAGUGUUUUAA
Chrysochloris asiatica (Cape golden mole) is the source of this 1926-nucleotide messenger RNA. RefSeq names its product microtubule-associated protein 9 (gene MAP9). NCBI's taxonomy places the organism in Eukaryota, Metazoa, Chordata, Mammalia, Afrosoricida, Chrysochloridae. Bases 1 to 1926 code for a protein of 641 amino acids. The transcript is spliced from 14 exons. Gene Ontology annotation, cellular component: astral microtubule. Gene Ontology annotation, biological process: mitotic cytokinesis; regulation of mitotic cytokinesis; mitotic spindle assembly. The record is from RefSeq and is a predicted model, not a curated record. Gene Ontology annotation, molecular function: microtubule binding.